Molecule: messenger RNA, 3708 nt
Organism: Carassius carassius (crucian carp)
Lineage: Eukaryota; Metazoa; Chordata; Actinopteri; Cypriniformes; Cyprinidae
Gene: cables1
Product: Cdk5 and Abl enzyme substrate 1
Exons: 10
Coding region: 136-1737 (533 amino acids)
Biological process (GO): nervous system development; regulation of cell cycle
Cellular component (GO): cytosol
Source: RefSeq, a predicted model, not a curated record
UUCUGUACACACACAGUUAAACACAGCAGGCACUUAAAAGCCAACGCCAUGGCGCUUUGACCACCAAUUUCACCCCAUAUCCAAACAAUCACUAUGAACCCUCUCCGUUGACAAACACGCACUAUCCCACGGCUAAUGGCGAGCGCGCUGCAGAUGAAGCCCUCCAGUCUGGAGCACACACGGAAGCGCGUAAUAGAUCCACGACGGAGACAAGCUGCACUCUCAUUCCUCAGCAACAUCUCUCUGGACGGACGACCCGUGCAGGAUGACGGGGAGAAUCAGACCGAGGACGAGGACAGCUCCAGGACUAGACAGAGCCUGGUUUCUGCAGUGGGCCAGCAGGCAUUGGCCGCAGCAGCGAACCAGGCUCUCAGCAGUGCCCGAGCUGCUGGUUUCAUGGCUGGUAUCACGGGUCCCAGCGCGGCCGCCGCCGUGACUGCUGCUCCUCCUCCGGCUUUCGAGGAGGAUGCGGAGGGGGAUGUGUGCGGCUCUCAGGUGCUCCAGUCCGUGUUCAGCUCCCCCUUUUCAGCAGUUCCGCCGGCUACGAGAGGGAGACUUCAGACGUACACUCAGGGAAUCCUGCCUGUGUCUUACUCCAGGCAAUCCAGCCAGAACUACUGCUGUCUGGAUGGAGGGCAGAUAGCCAAUUCUGCCCUGGAACUGCAGAGAUCCAGGCGGAGACUAAUAUCCCAGCGUUCCUCACUGGAGACUCUGGAGGAUAUUGAGGAGAACGCCCCUCUACGAAGAUGCCGAACUUUAUCUGGUUCACCCCGACCAAAGAGCUUCAAGAAGGUCCACUUCAUCAAAAACUUAAGACAGCAUGAUAUGCGCAAUGGAAGGAUAGUCCUUAUCAGUGGCCGAAGAUCCUUCUAUAGUGUUUUUUCUGUCCUGCCCUAUCGAGAUUGUAGCCAAACAGGAGAUGUGAAGGCAGAAAGUGGACGCCAGCGACACCCCUCAGGUGGCAUGAGUGCCAAGGAGAUGGUGAUUGGCCUGGAGGGUGUUGAAUUGGGUGCAGAUGGCAAGACAGUGUCAUACACACAGUUCCUUUAUCCAACCAAUGUCCUGGGUCGUCGAAACACCAUCGACUCCACGUCGUCUUUCUCUCAGUUUCGCAAUGCCAGCCAUCGCAGCCUCAGCCUGGCACGUGCCAACAGUAACCAGAGUAGCCUUGAUACUGGGAAUGAACUGGGAGAUUUCAGGGAGUAUGACCCCAAUCUUCUGGAUGACCCGCAAUGGCCAUGUGGAAAGCACAAAAGAGUGCUUAUCUUUCCUUCGUACAUGACCACAGUCAUCGAGUAUGUCAAACCUUCUGAUCUCAAGAAGGACAUGAAUGAGACUUUCAAGGAGAAGUUUCCUCACAUUCGUCUAACACUGAGCAAGAUCAGAAGCCUGAAGAGAGAUAUCCGUAAACUAGCUCAGGAGGUGUGUGGCUAUGAGGAGUCCACGGUGGCCAUGGCCUUCGUUUACUUUGAGAAGCUAGUGCUGCAGGGUAAACUCAACAAACAGAACCGCAAACUCUGCGCAGGCGCCUGCGUCCUCCUCGCAGCCAAGAUCGGAGGAGACUUGAAGAAACACGAAGUCAAGCUUCUGAUUGAUAAACUGGAGGAGAGGUUUAGGGUGAACCGUCGAGAGCUAAUCGCCUUUGAGUUCCCUGUUCUCGUGGCUCUAGAGUUCAACCUUCAUCUCCCAGAGCAUGAAGUCAUGCCCCAUUAUAGACGCCUUCUGCAGAACUCCUAGCGACAGCCCCAUCAGGGGAGUCCUCCUUCUCUCCUGAUCUUCUCAUCCCAGAAACCCCCUAUGCACAUCCAACGUCCACUAUCAUCUCCAGAUGUUGAAAUAAAGACACUAUUCCACUGUUCUCUUUUCAGCCAAAGUGACAACUCUAUACUCCAAGAAGUUACUUUCUAAAUGGAGUACAUUUUCCUGGACUGUUGAUUUCUCAGUUUACUGAGGACAUUUUAAAGUGUUCGGCUGUUUUCCACUUAAAGAGUUGUAAGUGUUAAAGAAAUAGUAAACAAUCUGUCAUGAUUUGCUCAUCCCCAUUAUUGACAAUUUGUAUGCGUUUUCCCCCCCCUUGAAAUGCAAAAAGAAAACGUUUGAAGAAUCUUCAUGUUGUUCUUCUCCAUACAUUCACAGUGUUCAGUGACAAUGGCAGUCAAGCUCCAAAAACACAUCAUACAAUAACUUUUUUGUGCAGAAUAUUUUAAUUUCUGAGGGGUGGUUCAUCCAAAAAUUCAAAUCAUUCCAAAUGUGUAUAAAUUUCAAAGUUUUUGUCUAUACAAUGAAAGUCCACUGGGUCCAAGAAAUUGACAUUUUUCAAAAAUAUCAACUUGUGUUCCAAAGUGGUUUGGAACGAGUAGAUGAAGAUUUUCAUUUGUGUAAAACAUCCCUUUAAACAUUAUUUACUGAAAUAAUCUCCCCCUUCACCAAAACACUGACAUUUUUCUUGUGUUCCAUGAAAAAAGAACUGCAUUUCGGUCUGAACAUUGAGUAAGACGAGUCGAAGUUGAGCAAAUCAUGAGGGAACUUUUAUUCAAUUUCUAUCAAGUUUGAUUUCGUUAGGUUACAGUAUUCCUGUAUUUUUCCAUUCUUCUCCAUAUUUCCUUAACACUCUGCCAAAUAGGACUAAUUUCACUGCAUUCGAUCACUCUCAGUUGAAAGCCUUAAAAAAAUAGUAGAAUGAUCCUGAACUCUGGCAAGUAUGUGACUGUUCCUUAUGUACAAGUGCACUUUUCAAGUCUUGUGAAUGGCAGACCUUUAUGGCAUCUGCAGAAGCUGUAGGUGGAGGGGUUUUCAUCUCAUUUCUCAUUUAAAUUCAUUUCAGCCAGCGGUCCCUCUGUUAGUGUGACCACCGAGCAAAAAUAUGUUGCAGACAGUAACAACGACAUCUGUUGUAGGACUUUUCUACAGUUCUUAAGGGGUACAUUUACGUACCCCAUCGUUGUUUUUUUACCCUUGUGUGUUGACUUUGACAGUUUAGUGUGGUGUGGCUUGCUGCACUCAUGGUUACUGUGGUUGUGCUCUAUGUUAGAGUGGAUUCUGAGCACAUUUGUAGUGCUACACUGUAUGAAGUAACAUCCAGUCAUACUGCUGAUAAUCAACGCUAUUUUGCCGAGCUAGGCUCAACAGUGGCGGGAAUAUAAUCUGUAUGACUAAUAUGCUACGGUGUUGACUAAUGCAUGUACACCAAAGCAGUGUUAAACUUGCGUUUGACUUGUAAACACUUCUUUUUGAGAAAAUGUUUUGAUUUGAUGAUUGUUUUAAAUCUGUUUCCUCAGAUAUUUUCUAUCACCAUUGGUGGUACAGUAUUGUGUGUAAGCUGAAUUUUAUCUCACAGCACACCGACUGUGUUACUAUAUUCAUAAUCCCAUUUUUUAAUAUGUAAAGUGUAUAACGUUCACUAUGCACUACUCAGUUCCAUAAAUCAGUUAUAAAGAACAGUUAGAGAUUGAUGCAUAUAAAAUCAGCUGAGAAGUAUCUAAUAGCUGGAGUUAAACUUUCUUUUAGUAGAGUAAUGGCAAACUUGCAUUUAACCAUUUAACUCUAAAAUAAAUAAUGCCUAGAAUGUGAAGAGUUAUAAAAGAACAAGAUUUGGCCUCGUGAAAUGCACUUUAGGAUUUGUUAGCAAGUAACUGGGAUGCCCAAAACAGAUGAAACAUUUGUGUAAAUAUGCUGCUUUGCUUGUUCAAUAAAAAGCUACAUUUUGAA